CAGCAUUAUGCAGCCGAUUUACACCUUCAAUCUGCACCAUCCAGUGGUUGCAGGUUGUGUUACCCUUGGAUACUAUGACGGAACGCACCCUUCGUUAACAGCUGCGACAGCUUCAGAUAAAAUAUUCAUCCAUUCGCCUCACAAAAAACUCUCUGGAAGUUCGGGCCGCAUUUGUUCAAGUGAUGCGAGCAAGGAAGUCGUGAUGCUCAACCUGAACCAGACAAUAACCUGCAUCCAAUCUGGUCAGUUGGAUCCAGAGAGCGAGAGGGAUUUUCUGGUUGUUGGCUCGCCAAGAAGCAUUCUCGUUUACGAUGUUGAAAAGAACAUGGACAUUUUUUACAAAGAAGUACCAGAGGGAGUGAAAGUUUUGACCAUCGGGCGUUUAGGAAAAAUGGGGAAGCCUGUUGUAAUCGCCGGUGGGAACUGCACUAUAGUCGGAUUUGAUUUCCAAGGGAACGAAGUUUUUUGGACCAUUACUGGUGAUGUUGUCUGCUCGCUGGCUCUCUUGGAUUUUGACUCGGAUAAUUUUAACGAGUUGAUCGUCGGAUCCACUGACUAUGACAUCCGUGUAUUCAAAGAUGACGAAAUCAUGGGUGAGCUGACCGAAACAGAAGCCGUGACUUCGUUGACGCCUCUGCAAAAAACUUGCUUUGGCUACGGCCUCUCGAACGGCACCAUAGGCGUGUAUGAGAAAUUGCAACGCCUCUGGAGGAUAAAGUCGAAAAAUAAAGCAAUCACUGUGUUCAAUUAUGACAUCGAUGGAGAUGGUUUGGACGAGUUGAUUAUUGGUUGGUCCAAUGGAAAAGUGGACGGCAGGAACUGCAGAACAGGUGAAGUUGUUUUCAAGGACAAUUUUAGUUCGGCCGUUGCGGGAAUCGUGGCCGGUGACUAUCGCCUGAAUGGAGGCAGGGAUUUGAUUUGCUGUUCCGUGACAGGAGAAGUGAGGGGAUAUCAGACUAAUAAGGUCCUGAGAGCGCCGGGCCGCCGAGUGAAUUAUGGCCAUGAUGCAGUCAGGGAAUUAUUCAGUAAAAAACAAAAUUUGCUGCUGGAAUUGUCAAACUACAAAGAGUCGUCUAACCAAGCUGCUGAAGUCGUGAAGGCUAAAAUUCCUAUGCAGACAAAACUGCAAUGUGUAGUUGCUUUGAACGAAAAUGAUUUAGAAAAGCCACAUAUUGAUGUAACUCUGUUCACGAACAACGACACCGUGAUUCGCGCUGUGUUGGUUUUCUGCGAGGGUAUUUUCCAAGGGGAAUCACACGUUUUGCACCCUAGAGACUGGGAGUUAACGCGAAGCGUCACUGUUCCGAUUACGCCUGUCAGCAACAUCCCGGUGGAUUUGCACAUAAAGGCUUUAAUCGGCCAAAUAGACAGCACAAAUUUCCAUCUUUUUGAACUAUCAAGACAACUUCCGAGAUUUGCAAUGCUUCAGCUUUUAAAGGGAAAACACGAGAAACCAAAGAGCAAUUCCACGUUCAUAAUCAAAGAAAGAAUUCAAAGGAUAAUAUUGUGGGUGAACCAAAACUUCCUGCUCCAAACAGAAGUGACACUCGCAGGACUAGAGUUGGAGCUCUUCUUCAAAGCUCUGCCGACUAACGAGCUUGUCGCAUUCUGUGUUGGGAGCGACAAUAAAAUCACAAUUUUUUGCGACAACAUGGGACUUGUCGGAGAAAUCACACAGUCACUUGCGAACUUCCUGAAUGUGAACGACCUUGAGGCCCGAGCCGAAUUUCCAAACGUCGAGGAGAAAAUGAAAAUGUUGAUGCACAACAUGGUCGAGUUGAAUGAAGUGCGACUGCAAUUGAGCACUGACAUGGCAAGUUGCCUAGACUCGAUUCGCUCUCACGUGAUUCGCAUUGAGGACGCCAGAAUCAUUGAGGACGUGGAAGGAGUGCUCAAAUGGACAACGGCGCUCGCCACUUGUAACAGCGACAUACUCAAAUCUUACAAAGUCAGGAAUAACAAUCACGAGGACCUUGUCAAGAGCCUAAAACAAAUCAAUAAAUGCAUCGAACAAUCGUCAAAGCUAAGGGUUGGAAAACCGCAGGCGCGUCUAGUUGAGCUCUGCCGUGCCGCAGUAAAAAACAAUAAUGUGCCUGCUAUACUCAGAAUUUUCAAAACUGGGAUUAAUUGAAAAUGAUGGGAUCAAGGUGAAGCCUUUAAAAUAAGAUUAAAAAAUGUGAAGUUUUUUGUUUAUGAAAUUUGCUUCUUUUUUGUAAGGUUGAAUAAAAUAUGUGGAUU
This is a messenger RNA of Cloeon dipterum, 2238 nucleotides long. RefSeq names its product Bardet-Biedl syndrome 2 protein homolog. Gene Ontology annotation, biological process: non-motile cilium assembly. The transcript has 13 exons. The record is from RefSeq and is a predicted model, not a curated record. Lineage: Eukaryota; Metazoa; Arthropoda; Insecta; Ephemeroptera; Baetidae. Gene Ontology annotation, molecular function: protein binding. The coding region runs from base 8 to 2131 and encodes 707 amino acids. Gene Ontology annotation, cellular component: motile cilium; ciliary basal body; neuron projection.